AUGAUAACUUCUCCGAUUAGAUACCUUGGUCAAACAACACCGAGGUUCUUAUUAUGCCGACAACAUAUCAAUGUUGUUUCCCUUCACAACAACUACAACAACAAAUACAACAACAAAUAUUCAACUACAUCAUUGUCACGUAAUGUCAAUGAUGAUCCAAUAUUCUAUCAUAGAGACCUACAUUCAAACAAGGAUGUCUUUGUCAUUGGCACAGCACACAUCUCAAAGCGCAGUGCUGAGCAGGUCAAGCAGUUCAUUCGCGAUGUAAAGCCCGACACUGUAGUACUGGAGCUGUGUCAAUCACGAUUCGACAAGUUAAAGUCUGAACAGAAUGUUCGCAACAUUGAGCCAUACCAACAGUCUAAACCACUGACCAGUAUAUUCGCAGAGAUAAUGGCUGGACUAAGAUCAGGUCAACUCAAUGCCGGUAAUAUUCUUAAUAUAUUGAUCAAGAACUAUUACAAUACAUUUAGAGUGAUGGGUAUUGUUCCUGGUCUUGAGUUCAAGUUUGCCAUCAACGAGGCUGAUGCACUAAAGGCAAACAUUGUAUUAGGUGAUCUUCCAGUUAAUGAAACAAUGAGUAAUUUAGCACAGAGCCUAAAGACAGAGUUGCUACCAAUGGUUGGCGGAUCAAUGAUGGGAGGACUUGGUGCACUCAACAUGGCAAAUAUCAUGAACAUGGCAUCCAACAUGAAGAUGGACCAAUCUAAAAUGGCAGAUUGGUCUAGGGUCAACGAUAUAUUGGCACCACUGGUGGAGGAGCUGAGCAAACCAGCAGUCACAGAGGAAGAGUUGGAGAGUGCAUUCAAAAAGGUGUUGACCAAUGCCAAUCUACAAGAGAUAAGAUCAACAUUCCAACGUUCGUUGCCAAUGACAUACGAUGCAUUUUUGUUGGAUCGUGAGAGGUCCAUCACCAAAUCAAUCCUAUCCUCCAAGGGCAACAGAGUGCUGGCUGUCGUUGGUGCUAUGCACGUCGAUGGUAUAAAGGGUAUGCUUGAAGAGAAGAAUAGAUAA
Acytostelium subglobosum LB1 is the source of this 1014-nucleotide messenger RNA. RefSeq lists its product as hypothetical. NCBI's taxonomy places the organism in Eukaryota, Evosea, Eumycetozoa, Acytosteliales, Acytosteliaceae. The transcript is spliced from 3 exons. The record is from RefSeq and is a predicted model, not a curated record. Bases 1 to 1014 code for a protein of 337 amino acids.